GCUCACAGAAUUGCCUGUGUCGCAAGUAGAAGGCUGGAGAGCUAGGAUUCCCUUCAGGUCUCCAGGGCAGCAGCCCAGGUGACCAAUCAAGUCCUGGGCCUAGGGUCAUUGUUGGAGGCGCAAAUGUUGCUAUGACUACUGAAACCUCGGUGACUAAACUAAACAGAAAGGAGAGCCUGCUCAGUCUUCCAAGACCAUGUCAAGCAAGUCUGCAGACAUGUCUGUGGAAAAGAUGGUACAAGUAGAAGAGGUAUGCAGAACUGGAAGAAGGGGCUGGAUUGGAGGAGUUUCCUGAUCGAUUUACUGGAAAUGGUUGGUUUCCUGAGAGGCCCUUGAUGUAACAGGAGGACAGUAACAGGAGUGGGAGACUAUGUCUGGCACAUAGUAGGUAUUCAGAUAUUUGUUGCAUACCAACCCCUGCAUGUUUCCUUUGAUCCAUUCUGAAAGGAGUAGGACUUUCUCCCCACCUCCUCUAGGAAAUUGGCUACAGCUUCUCUCAAAAGAGGAAGGUCUAUGUGUCUCCCACUACGUUAGGGUACUGGGGGGGAGGUACUGGAGAUCAAGGCAGGUCAACAGAACCCCCCUUUUCUUGCAGAGUUUACAAAGGGUCCUGGGACUUAAGAAGAUGGUGGACAGGUGGCAAAAUUCACACACUUACUGCCUGUGGCAGAUGACAUUAAGACAGAGGAGGAACCUGUAUGCUAUCCUAAGGAUGCAGGACACUAUGGCACAGGAGUUGGCAUUGGCCAACAAGCAGCUACUCAUGGUCCGUCAAGCCGCCCUGCACCAGCUGUUUGAAAAGGAACAUCGGCAGUACCAGCAGGAACUUAAUCAGAUGGGCAAAGCUUUUUAUGUGGAGCGACUCUGAUGGCAUUUGAAACAUCGUCUUUCCAUUCUCACCAU
Messenger RNA from Vicugna pacos (alpaca), 903 nucleotides. The record is from RefSeq and is a predicted model, not a curated record. NCBI's taxonomy places the organism in Eukaryota, Metazoa, Chordata, Mammalia, Artiodactyla, Camelidae.